Messenger RNA from Cladocopium goreaui, 928 nucleotides. The record is from the annotation of a GenBank genome assembly. NCBI's taxonomy places the organism in Eukaryota, Dinophyceae, Suessiales, Symbiodiniaceae.
GGCUCAAGACACGUCGGAGCUUCGCCGUCGAACUCCGAUUUCCCCCGUCGGAUCCGGUGAGAAAGCGAUGGCUUUGCCGUCGUCAUCGGCAUGUGCAAAGGUCAGAGUGGUGAACACCUUCAUCGACGUUGACACGUCAGAUGAUGAGGAGAAUGCGCAUGUCUCACCCAUCAAGACCGAGCCAGCCAGGGUCUCUUUCGCAGGUCUGGACUCCGAACUGGACCACGGCUACGUGGCGAACGCGCCCAAGGAGCCUCUGGAGCCUCGUCUUCCAAAGACGGAAGCGAGAGAAGUGCCAUGCCUACUCGGACAGUCUCAUGGUGUAAAAGUGACCGUGAAGAAUACCUUCAUAGAUAUCGCCCCAGAUGGAGAAGGUGACGAGGAGGAGGGUCAAGUGGUCUUUAACAAGAUCAAAUCUGAACCAGUCCUUCCAACUCCACUGUCUCCAGACGGCGAGGCCCUUCUCCGCCGCACGCUGCUUAGGGCGCUGCCCACGCAAGAGGAGGAGGAGGAGGAGCCCGAGGAGGGCCAAGGUAGUAGCUCGCUUGAGCGCGUAGCUGCAUCCCUGGGAGUAGUCAUCGUUCCUCUCAGCGAGCGUCAGCCGGAGACGUCCGUGGGGUCGGCGCUGCAUGGCUCGCAAUGCAAGCCCUGCUCCUGGUUUUGGCGACCACAGGGCUGUUUCAACUCGCGAGACUGUGCGCAUUGCCACAUGUGCUUGCCAGGGGAGCUGAAAAGGUUAAAAAAGGCAAAGCAGCAAGCCAUGCGCGCGAAGGCACGCCACCAAGAAGAAGCUGUGCCUGUCAUGAGCUGAUGUGCUGUGCCCGGCCGAAAACGUCUUCUGCACAGCCUUUUGUGGCGGCGCUGCCGCGACGGUAGGUUCCUGUCCUUCGGCAGAGUCUGACCCCCAUGAGAGACUCAGAAACUGUGG